AUGCCAAACGGCCAUCGCCAACCCCCUCUUCACAAUGGCCCCGCCCAUCCUCCUGCCCACCAUCACCGCUCUCCUGUCUCCCAGUCCACAAAGCAGCCCGUCACCGUCCUCGGCAUCCCCUCCGUGUCCGUUCACGACAACCAGCUCCUCAUCGGCAACGCGCAGAGCACGUCGGCGCGCUCGUACACGCCGCUCAAGGUCGUCGGCGACGGCUCUUUUGGCACUGUCUGGCUCUGCGACUGGCAUGGGACGCUACCGCCCAACACACCCGUGUCCACCAUGCAGUGCGGCGCUGGCGCACGCCCGGAGUACGCGGGGAAGAGACUCGUCGCUGUUAAGCGGAUGAAGAAGAGGUGGGAAGGCGGAUGGGAUGAGUGCAAGAAGCUCAAAGAGCUCGAGUCUUUGCGUGCAAUACCGUACCAUCCCCAUAUAAUACCCCUAUACGACUUCUUCCUCCUCCCCGACACCAAGGAGCUCUACUUCGUUUUCGAGUCCAUGGAGGGCAACUUGUACCAGCUCAUCAAGACACGAAAAGGCAAGCCUUUGGCAGGCGGGCUCGUCUCCUCCAUUUUUCGCCAGGUCGUAUCUGGCCUUCAUCAUAUUCAUGCGUCUGGCUACUUUCAUCGCGAUAUGAAGCCAGAGAAUCUACUCGUCACCACAACGGGGCUAUACGAUUACCGGCCUUUGUCGCCCGUCGCCCCACCCGAUGCACCACCUGAACGGGAUGUGGUUGUGAUAGUGAAGCUUGCGGACUUUGGAUUGGCAAGGGAGACAAGGAGCAAACCACCGUAUACUGAGUACGUUUCGACCAGGUGGUAUCGCGCCCCGGAAGUGUUGCUCAAAAGUAGGGAUUAUUCUAAUCCCGUGGAUAUGUGGGCGCUUGGUACAAUCAUGGCCGAACUCGUUAACUUGAGACCAUUGUUCCCUGGUCAAGGCGAGAUGGAUCAGAUUUUGCGGAUAUGUGAGUUGCUUGGGGAUCCUUGUAAUGACUAUGGCGUAGAUCAACGAGGAAAGCCGGUCGGCGGAGGAAAGUGGUCCAAAGGUGUCAAGAUGGCAAAAGCGGUUGGGUUCGCGUUUCCCAAGAUUCAUCCACAAAAUAUCUUUUCACUCUUCGACGCAGCAGUCCCGGUCAAGUUGAUCGAGUGUAUAUCGGACCUUCUAAAGUACGAUCCCGAUGCGCGACUCACAAGCCGUCAAUGCCUCGAGCACCCAUACCUGCUUGAGACGACGCCUUUGAACAGCCCUCCGAGCCCCCCCACUCAACCCGUCCAAACGCCGGCGACAGCACUACUGGGCUCCAAAAAUAUGCACAGAAACGGUAUCCCUCCCGACACAUCCCUUCAUUCUAUCUCGCCUCGCAAUCUCCCCCCCUCUCAUACGCAUACAUCCGUCAACCACAAGCCCGAGCUUCCCAUACCGCAUAUACCGGACGUUUCCUCUUCGCAUAGGUCAUCUUUCUAUGAUAUCACGGAGCGACCGCGGGUGGUAUCUGAGUCUUCGUCAAGAACUUCAGAAUAUAGGAACGGCUACCCCACCUCCGGUGUGCCUGUAGAUGUUAUGCCUCUACCACCAGACGGUUCUGCCUAUGGGUCGUCUAUCUAUUCACUCGGCGGCGAUCGCAUCUCGCACUCGCUAUAUGCGUCAAGUGGUCCAGGUGACUGGGAUGCUAUGGACGUGUCGCCUCAAGGAGAGACUCAUCCAGACCACUAUAUUGUAUCUGCGAACCAAACGACGGAAAUCCAGACCUCGCCGAUGGCGCGCGAGUAUCCUUCACGCCCUGUCGAUCCGGAGCCGAUACAGGAGCACGCCCAGGACCUUCCUCCGUCGCACGGGCCCAAGCUUGGCAAGCUGGGUCCCUUUGGCUUCGGCAAGAAGACCAGCAAAUGGGGUCUUGGCAUGUUUGGGCAUGGAGACAAGGGGGCGCAGUCACUGCCUCCUGUCCAGGAGGUCAAUGUAGCAUCUGCAGGUUCCACACCGUCGCUUAAGCGCACGCAGUCAUCUAGUACCGACAGCCGCUCUCUCCCCGAGGCAUCGCCCAUGCAAGAGUCUCAACCCCCUAUCAUGGAUGCCAAGGCGCGAAAGAAGGAGGCCACGCGCAUAGCGCGUGAGGCAGAGAAACAACGCCGUCAGCUUGCGGAGCGGAUGCAUCGUGAGCAGGCGCGAGCGGUCAUGGAGAAGCAAAGGCGGCUCCUCGAUAAUGAGGAGGUUGCUGGCCAAGGCGUUCAAUGGCAGUGGAUGUCUGCGCACAGUGCUCUCAUGGGCGCGCCGCCUCCGAUGCCUCGUGAGAAAGGCAAGCAGACGUCGGCAACAGGGCCUAUCAGGCAGACACAGAGCUAUGGCACGACCUCCAAGACUGUCAAGGCCGCCGGCGGAAACUUCAAACCCGGCCAGAGCUCUAUGUCUCGCGUGGAUUGGCGGUCUGAUAGCGAACGGGUGGCCAAGGCGCGGCGGAGAGACUUUGACGAUGACCACUCGAUGUCUUCCUCUGACUUGCCGCCUAGCGGGAUGUCUGUCAUCUCGUUUGCUACGGUGGAUAGCGAUCCUGGCCCUGCGCGUGCGCGACAUCGCCCGAGCGUAUACAGCAGCAUGGGCCGGAUGGCAUCCAUGAACUCAUUGCGACCCGCGCUGGAUGAUUUCUCGGGCCGGGGGCGGUCAUCAGCAUCGCUGUCGUUGGAGCAGCAGCUGGUCAACGACUUCCAUCUACGCGCGUCGGUUGAUUCGUCAUCACUGUCAGAUGGCGGGUCGCCGCCGCCGCCGCCAAUGCAUAUGCUGUCACUGUCGUCUCCAACGUGGCAACAUGCUGAUCGGUCACCCGGGUCUAGCGUCAUCGACGGAGGGAGCGUAUCCCGGCAUCCUCCAGAUAUCGCCAAACUGACCAUUCCUCAAGCACCUCGACAUCCUAGCCAGUUGGGUGGACCCUACGGUCACCCGCCAAGUCCAGGUGUCGCGCCGAAAUCCGCUAUCAAUCCGAUCUUCAAAGUCGUGAGUAGAGUUACCAUGGCAAGCGUUGCCCCACAUUCUGAUAUUGUUUUCAGCCACCAUUACAGGGUUUAG
Molecule: messenger RNA, 3054 nt
Organism: Fibroporia radiculosa
Lineage: Eukaryota; Fungi; Basidiomycota; Agaricomycetes; Polyporales; Fibroporiaceae
Exons: 4
Coding region: 1-3054 (1017 amino acids)
Biological process (GO): intracellular signal transduction; protein phosphorylation
Cellular component (GO): nucleus; cytoplasm
Molecular function (GO): protein serine/threonine kinase activity; ATP binding
Source: RefSeq, a predicted model, not a curated record